ACGCGUACCGGACCCAUAACAGUAUAAGUGAAUUUGGAUAAGAAAGGAGCCGCCUAGAGAGAAGAAGGCGAUCCAUGGCGGAAUCUGUCUUCUCUUGUAUACCAGAAGACGUAGUCUUCAACAUCUUCUUCAAGCUCCAAGAUGAUCCAAGAAACUGGGCUCGUCUCGCUUGCGUCUGCACCAAAUUCUCCUCAAUUGUUCGAAACGUUUGUUGUAAAACUCAGUGCUACUCCGCUAUCCCCACCGUCAUCUCCGAUCUCCUCCCUCUUCCUCCCUCCGCCGCCGCAUCCGCUUCUUCAUCCACCGCGGCGGAUUCGUCUCUUACUCCUCCCGGUGGUUGGGCUUCUUUAUACAAACUCGCUGUUUGUUGUCCUGGUCUCUUCCACGCUGGAAUUCUCCUCGAAAACUCCGAUUUCGGUUUAGAACGUGAGCUAGGUCCCGAUCAAAACCUCGAUCCGAAACCUACUACGACGGAUCUAGCUCUUAACGACGAAGAAGUUUCGAAACCAGUUGGAUCUGGUUUAGAAACGACUUCGUUUUGGUCUCUAUAUGAUGAUCUCUACACAGAUACUAUUCCCGCUCCUCCUCCCGAAGAUUCAAUCGACGAUCAAGAAGAAGAAAUCGAAACGAGUGAGAUCAGACCUGGACGAGAUCUUCCGGUAAGGAAACGAAGGAAGAUUUGUCGAUCUCUAGGAUCUCAUUUAGCUUCCGGUGGCUGGAACCUUAGCCGUGAACAAGGCAACAAGCUUCUCGCGAGUAGAUUCCGAGGUGAUUGUCUCUACAUUUGCAAUUGGCCUGGGUGUAUUCACGUAGAAGAGAAACGAAAUUACAUGUUGUUUAGAGGAGUCUUCAAGGAUUUCAAAAGGUCUAGAGUUUGGAGAACGAUAAACGACGGUAAUCGGAGUAAGACCUCGGGUUUGAAAUGCGCGUUUUGUUUGUGCGAUGAGACUUGGGAUUUGCAUUCAUCGUUUUGUUUGAGAAGAGUGUUUGGGUUUCAUGAUGAUGGUGAACCAGUUGUGAGAGCUUAUGUUUGUGAGAAUGGUCAUGUCUCUGGUGCUUGGACUGCUUUACCUCUCUACACUUGAUAGCUCACUAGAGAGGACAGGUCUUUCAUUCUUCUUCCACGGUCUCAAGUCUCAAUCUUGUUUGAUGUAUUUGUAGGAAUAGUGUCAUUGUGUUUCAAAUUCUGGUUAAUGUUUAAGUAAUGGUUGAAGAAAAUUGGCUCAACAUAUUGUGGUUGUUUUGUUUCAAUGUUGACAACAUAUUAGACUUCGAUUCAAAUGCAUAAACUCUUACGUC
Messenger RNA from Arabidopsis thaliana (thale cress), 1299 nucleotides. It is a transcript of the gene EID1, whose product is annotated as F-box family protein. The coding region runs from base 75 to 1085 and encodes 336 amino acids. Gene Ontology annotation, cellular component: nucleus. Lineage: Eukaryota; Viridiplantae; Streptophyta; Magnoliopsida; Brassicales; Brassicaceae. Gene Ontology annotation, biological process: protein ubiquitination. The transcript has a single exon. The record is from RefSeq and is marked reviewed.